AUGCAGAGUUUUAUUGUCAACAAUGGACCCCAGGCUGGACCUAAGAACUAUGUCUUCGUUGACGAGCACAACCGGCAUAAACGGCUCAAGUUGCACUGUGUACCGCCAACAGGGGGUCCCGAGGGUGAUUUUGGUCCUACUGCUCCCGCUGCCGGCCAGCCGGGGAUUGACUACCAGGCUUAUAACCAGUCGCCGGUCGAUGGUCAUCAAGGUAUACCGCAUGGCGCUCCCGGAUUCCCAGUAUCUUACAAUGGACAAUCCUUCGAGUCGUACGACUACGACGCAGAAUACUCCAAGGGCGGCUACUACCCCCACGGAGAGGCGUACUCAACGAUGUAUAGCGGGCAAGAUCUGAGUGACCCGUCCCUAUCUUCAUACGCUGGGACGCAGGCCUUUCAGCCUGUUCGUGCCGAUUCUGAUAAUCAGAUCCCUGCGCAGACUCCAAUCUCACAGUACACAGCCGAGGAUCUGAGCCAGCACUUAGGCGAUCUCAAGAUCAACGAGAAUGGCAUUGCGCCUUACGUCAGGAAAGAAAAGGCGGUCGAGGACGAUGCAGAGGGCCCAGUCCAGGAAGCAGAAUUUAAAUUGACCAACUUCAGUACCGAUGCAGGAUCGCAGAUUAGGAUACCGCCGGCCCUCAUGCCAGAUGACGAGGACGCGAUGGGAUAUUUUGACAUAUUUUUCAGCAACGUACAUCCUUAUGUUCCAGUGCUUUGCAAAAGCCAAUUCAUGCACCAAUGGCAGCAUAAGAGGGAUUCGAUCUCGCCACUAUUGCUCGAGGCGAUUUUCGCAUGUGCUGGGCGCAUGUCAGACGAUCCUGCCCAGGGAGCACAGUGGCUGGCGCUUGCCAACAAGCACGAGCCCAUGUUUCUGGAUGCACCUCGUCUGAGCACCGUCCAAGCGCUGCUCAUUCUACUAAAAGCUCGAGAAAGUGCACCUAAGCGUGGUUACUAUUAUCGCUCCUGGGCUUUGACGAAACAGGCUGUCUCAAUGGCGAAAGAUAUGGAGUUGCAUGAACACCACGAAAUACACGAGUCCGGAGAAGCUUGCGGUUCUGAGCCAGUCGAAUGUCUUGCCAAAACUCGAGUAUGGCAGACGUGCCUCAUCAUCGAAAUGAUGGUCGGCGCGCCUCAAGGAAGAACGGACAUGUCGGUCGAUCCAAAUUCCGUUGAUGUCUCACCGAAUCCGCCAGCCUCCGAUAUGAACGACUUUGAGGCAAUGAUCUCUCGCCAAUUUGCGUACUUCCUUCGAAAUGCUCGAAAUAUCCGCCUGAUCACCGAAGUAGCCCGGAAGCUCAAGCGAAAGGAGGACUGGGGUCUUGACAAGGAAUUGAUAUCCUACAAUGUGGCAUUCCACAAGUGGCCGAGCGAGCUUCCCAGGGAUCUGCAAGUUGUAAUGCCACCUGACGGCUCGAGUCCGAAGCUUGCGUCCCACUUCGUCGGGAAUAUGCACACGCAUUAUCACCUCGGCAUCGUCAUGCUACGUCGUGCCCAACUUACGGCAUCAGAGAAAUUCGCCGAUGACGAUGCGUGGAAGCAGCAUAUGGCUACGUGCUAUAAUUCGGCGAAGGCACUGUGCCGAAUACAAGAAGCAAUCUUGAGCAAGUAUGAUCUCGUGGGAUUGUUGGUCAUGCAAAGGGGCAUCAACUUCACGAUAUAUGCCAUCCUAACUUGUGUCAUGAUCCACUUGAUCGCCAUCACUUCACCUGACCCAGACUUCAAUGCCGACGCCAAAGAGUACUUUGUGCGACAUAUGCGCAUUCUGGAGCAAUGUGUCUCCGCCUGGCCGAUGCCAGAAACCGAGGCCCAGAUCAACGGCCUAAGAUCAGCGUUCUCUGCCGACACAAGUCGCCCGUUCGAGCUGAAACCAUCCUUCCCUCUAGGCUCACCACCUGGUGAUAACUUCCCAACACCUCCAGCACUCCAUUCAAUUUCUCAAGCAGAGAAUUAUCAACCACAGCAGCCCACUCAACAACCUCCGCAAGUGAUCAUACCACCCAGCCAUGGCUAUAUGAGUCAGCAAAUGUCUGGUCAUCAUCAAGGAUCCUAUCUCGCUACACCACCUGUCUCAGCUACUUCCGACGUAAAAUCCCAAUCGCCAAUGAACCAACAUGCCUACGAUAUAAACACUCACGUGCCUAUCAUGCCAUCCGGCAACUUCUACGGACACAGUCUCAGCCCACACGAAGCGCCUCAAUGGAACCCGACACCCAUCAUCGACCAAUUCAACCAAGCGUUCGCGAUCCCAGCUUCAGCCCUCGCACCGCCAGCGUUCACGAGCUCUCCACCAGUACAAAUGACGAGCGGACAUCCUAAUUACAACAUCCAGAACACGCCUUCGCCUCCCGUGUAUGUGACACCGAAGCAAUGGCAGCAGAGCGUGGCGAGCGUGUAUGAGGGUGGGUUGAAAAGGAGGUGGGAUUCUAUGCAGCAGGGUGGGAGCGAGCAGCAAGCUAUGAAAAGGCGGUGA
Messenger RNA from Cyphellophora attinorum, 2469 nucleotides. RefSeq lists its product as uncharacterized. Gene Ontology annotation, molecular function: DNA binding; zinc ion binding. The record is from RefSeq and is a predicted model, not a curated record. Bases 1 to 2469 code for a protein of 822 amino acids. Lineage: Eukaryota; Fungi; Ascomycota; Eurotiomycetes; Chaetothyriales; Cyphellophoraceae. Gene Ontology annotation, biological process: DNA-templated transcription. The transcript has 6 exons.